Messenger RNA from Trichechus manatus latirostris (Florida manatee), 594 nucleotides. It is a transcript of the gene NPVF, whose product is annotated as neuropeptide VF precursor. The transcript has 3 exons. Gene Ontology annotation, molecular function: signaling receptor binding. Gene Ontology annotation, biological process: negative regulation of gonadotropin secretion; neuropeptide signaling pathway. The record is from RefSeq and is a predicted model, not a curated record. Lineage: Eukaryota; Metazoa; Chordata; Mammalia; Sirenia; Trichechidae. The coding region runs from base 1 to 594 and encodes 197 amino acids.
AUGGAAAUUAUUUCAUCCAAACGAUUCAUUUUAUUGACUUUAGCCACUUCAAGCUUGUUAACAUCAAACAUCUUUUGUGCAGAUAAUUUAAUGAUGUCCAAUCUUAACAGCAAAGAAAAUUAUGACAAAUUUUCUGAGCCUCGAGGAGACUCCAAAGGGGAAAAGGAAAGAAGCCUCAAUUUUGAAGAAUUAAAAGACUGGGGACCAAAAAAUGUCAUUAAGAUGAGUACACCCGCAGUCAACAAAAUGCCACCCUCAGUCACCAACUUGCCAUUGAGAUUUGGGAGAACCAUGGAAGAACGAAGUCCUGGACCGAUGGCCAACUUGCCUCCGAGAUUUGGAAGAAAUAUGAGCGGAAGCAUCUUGAGACGUGUUCCUAAUCUGCCCCAAAGGUUUGGGAGAACGACGGCAGCCAAAAGCAACACUAAGACACUGAGUGAUUUAAUCCAACAAUCCAUGGAUUCACCAUCUGCCAAUGACUUACUUUACUCCAUGACCUGCCAGCUCCAAGAAAUCCAGAAUCCUGACCAAAAGCAUCCAAGGAGACCGGGAUUCAAGAAAACAGAUGACGCAGAAUUGAAACAAGAAAAAUAA